AGAGAACAGCGUGUGUUCCUUCAUUCGACUACGAGAAAAGCUUCAUUCAUCAGAAAAAUGGCUUUACAAUUUCUGAAACACCCCUUAACCAUCUCACGAGGUUUGCAGAACGAGACAACCUUAACUUUUCUUUCUCGGCUACGAAAUCCGAAGCUCCCAUUGUCGGUGAGAUGCGAAGACAAUGUUCAGAUUCCAACUUCUUUCCGGAGCUAUGCUACUGCAAAAUCAGAAAAGGUUUUGCAAGUGAAGAAGAAAAAGCGGCUGGAUGAAAUAUGUGUUGAAAAAUAUCAGCAAUAUAGUAGAUCCAUCAUCCAGUCAUGGAUUUUGCAAGGAAAAGUAUAUGUGGAUGGGAAGGUGAUAAAUAAAGCUGGUACCCCUGUGCCUGACAAAGCUGUUGUGGAGAUAAUAGCUGAUAUUCCCAAAUAUGUAUGUAGAGCUGGACACAAGUUAGAAGCUGCCAUUGAACAGCUUGGUGUUGAUGUUACUGGUAAAGUAGCUCUUGAUUCUGGGCUGUCAACUGGAGGAUUUACUGACUGCUUACUUCAGUAUGGUGCAUCACAUGUUUACGGAGUUGACGUAGGUUAUGGACAGGUAGCUGACAAAAUUCGAAGAGAUGAGCGUGUAUCAGUGAUAGAACGGACAAAUUUAAGAUAUCUUGCUGAACUCCCACAAAAUGUUGAUUUGGUGACUUUAGACCUCUCAUUCAUCUCUAUUCUCUUGGUCAUGCCUGCCGUGGUCAAUGUCAUGAAGGAAAAUGCAGCUUUAGUGACUUUGGUUAAACCACAAUUUGAAGCUCGUAGAUCUCAAGUAGGAAAAGGCGGAAUAGUGAAAGAUCCUGCUGUUCAUCAAGAGGUCCUUGAGAAGAUUAUAAAGGGAGUAGAGAAGUUUGGUUUCUGUUGUAAAGGAUGGAUUGAGUCUCCUCUGAAAGGUGCUGAGGGUAAUAUAGAAUUCCUUGUUCACUUCAACAGAACCCAUAAUACAAGGGUUCCUGAAGAUCUGGAGUAGAUCAUAUAAUUUAUAUAAAUGCAUUUUUUCAUCCUUAGGAGAUGGUUGCCCGUUUCGAAGAUGUAAUAUGCGGGGGAGCUGUAUUCUUGUAUAGUGCUGAGUUGUUGUGGCAUUGAAUGAUAGUGAUCAAAUUUUGUAUGAACCAUUAAAAGAAAAGAAAAUGAUUAAUGAAUGUGAUGGAUAAUAUAAACAUGGUAUUUUAAGCAUGGAAAUGCAAUUACCAAAGCUGCAUCGGUUAAUUCCUUA
Glycine soja is the source of this 1251-nucleotide messenger RNA. RefSeq names its product hemolysin A. Gene Ontology annotation, biological process: methylation. The transcript is spliced from 9 exons. The record is from RefSeq and is a predicted model, not a curated record. The coding region runs from base 58 to 1005 and encodes 315 amino acids. NCBI's taxonomy places the organism in Eukaryota, Viridiplantae, Streptophyta, Magnoliopsida, Fabales, Fabaceae. Gene Ontology annotation, molecular function: methyltransferase activity; RNA binding.